This is a messenger RNA of Coregonus clupeaformis (lake whitefish), 1892 nucleotides long. Its product is annotated as zinc finger protein 436. Bases 169 to 1260 code for a protein of 363 amino acids. Lineage: Eukaryota; Metazoa; Chordata; Actinopteri; Salmoniformes; Salmonidae. Gene Ontology annotation, molecular function: sequence-specific DNA binding; DNA-binding transcription factor activity, RNA polymerase II-specific. Gene Ontology annotation, biological process: regulation of transcription by RNA polymerase II. The record is from RefSeq and is a predicted model, not a curated record. Gene Ontology annotation, cellular component: nucleus. The transcript is spliced from 5 exons.
ACAACAUUAUAGCUAAUGCUAUUUUUAUAAUUCUCGUGGAAAAUGUCUGCUUCAGUUCCAGUUUGAAAUUCCCAAUAUUUCCCCCUCCCUGUGUGUUGUCUGCGUUGCCUGGCUGAAGCUAGCCCGAUGUAAACUUGUGUUUGCAUUGCUGGGUGGAUUCAGACGUCAAUGGAGUUGGGUAAUGUUAUGUUGGACAUAGAGCAGGUCGUUCUGGGGGAAGAGGUGAUGACCAGUGCCACAGCGACCACCAUCAAACCACAGACUGUUCCUGCUCUCCAACCCUAUCAGCAUGACAGCCUACAGUGUUUUCAGUGCUUCAUUACAUUUUGUAAUGCCAAGGCCAAGGAGAGGCACAUGAGGAAGAGCCAUCGUGAAGAAUACAAGCAGUCGCUCCAACAGACCAAUACGCUGUUCACCUGUUAUGUGUGCGAUCGUACCUUCUCCUCCUCUGAGGAGCUGACACAGCACCAGACCUCACACAGCCUGGAAGACAAGCCCUUCCGCUGCCCCCACUGCCAGGGAAGCUUCCGGACCUUCUCUGAGUUGACAGUCCACCGGCGACAGCUGUGCAAAGAGCGGCAGUGUGUGUGCAAGGAAUGUGGCGUGGUAUUACGGGGCCCAAACCAGUUACGCACCCACCGCCUCACCCAGCACCCCCAGCCACUGGAAGAGGAGGAUGAUGACACCAAGACUCACCGUUGUGGCAAGUGCGGCCGCGGGUUUGAGGCGGAGGUGGAUCUUGUGCUGCACCAGGAGAACUUUGCAGGUGAUCAGCAUUGCGAUGCAAAGGUCCCGGCCAAAAAACGUGGCCGACCUCCCAAGAAAGUGUCUGAGGCUGAGCCGAAGUCUGCUGAGGAAGAGGCAGCAAACGGAGAGAAGAGCAGAGAAGUUGAGGAGGGGGGAGAGGAGUCUGUGGCAAAAAGAGGAAAAGGACCGGGGCGACCCCCUAAGGAGGAGCUCCAAAUUCCCUGUCCUGAAGCUGAGUGUGACCUCACGUUCUCCUCUGUUGCCCUUCUCCGGGCCCACAAGAAGGAGAAGCACGGGCAUCCGUCUCAACCUAGCAAGGCUCACCCCUGCUCUGAGUGUGAAGAGAGCUAUGCCCAGCCGGAGCAGCUCAAAGCCCACAUGUCCAGGGCUCACAGCUCUGGCCGACACAACUGCCCAACCUGCGGCAAGAGCUUUGGCAGGGAGAGCAACCUAAAGGCACACCAGAAGACACACACUGAGGGAGAAGAGGCAACAGACAAAGAAAAGAGAUAAUCUGGGGAAAAGGAAUAUCAUCAUGGAAAAUGUAUGUAAUGGUUUAGGGUUUUAAAAAUAUAAUUUUGGGUAAAACAGGCCUUGAUGUGGGUGGGUUUUUUAUGUUCAAGAUAGGGGUUUGGAGUAUGUGACAUACCAUUAUACAAAAGCACUCAGUUGGAUCAUUAGCUUGUUCCUGGUUGGUCCCACUGUGGUUAUUUUAAAGUGCUUUUAGAAAAACAACAAUGUACUGUGUAUAAAACCCUUUAUACUGAUGUGUGCAUAAUUGUGAAUUACAACUGCCCCCCAGAGUGGGAAUCUUAUUUGUUUCCAUAUUGCCCACACCUUAAAAAAUAAUAAUUUUGUAUUCAUAUUACGGAUGUAGAGCUAGUCUACCGAUUUGCCUCAAAUGUGAGAAGUUUUUGUAACUUAUAGUAUUGAUUUUAGUAAGAAAUCAAUGGGUUUCAUGGUUUACCAUUCCACUCAUGAUUUAGUUUACGUUCCUGUCAAGGUAUCUUCUGAUCAUGUAAAGUAUAUUAUAUUGGUCCGGAGAAUCCAUUGUUCUGUGAAGGAUGUCAUUGUUGUAUUCAAGUGAUCUUGUACUUUUUUCAUCCACAAUGAAAUAGUAAUGGCAUUAAACUGAGUGAUUUAAA